UAACCUCUCUCUCUCUCUCUCUCUGCAGAAGAAGAAGGAGAAAAAGAAAAAGAAGAAGAAGGAGAAGAAGGAGAAAGUAGGGAGAAGAGAUGGCGGGCGAGACAAAGAAGAAGAAGAAGAAGAUGCCGUCCUCCUCGCUGUCUCACCUGCAGGUAACUGCCGCCGUACUGACUGUUGUCGUGGUCCCUGUGCAGGUCGCUGGCAUGGAGCACAGCUAUAGCGCUCAGCACGCGAUGAACAGGAUUUUUCAUGACUACUUAGACAAGUUUAUCGUCGUGUACCUCGACGAUAUUCUCAUCUUUAGUAGGCCUGUAGAGGAGCACGCCGAGCACUUGAAAACAGUGCUAGGUCUCCUAAGACAGGACCAGUACAAGGUUAACUUGGAGAAAUGCGAGUUUGGUCGCACCAAGAUCUUGUACUUGGGUCAUGAAAUCUCAGCUGAUGGAUCGAGGCCGGAUGAUGCCAAAGUGGCCAGCAUACGUGACUGGCCCAGACCUCAGACUGUUAUCGAGGUCAGAUCGUUUUUGGGGAUGACGGACUACUAUCGUCUGUUUGUGAAGAACUAUAGUACUAUAGCUUCCCCAUUGACAGAUCUAACUCGACUGGACACCCCUUGGGAGUGGGCUGAAGAGUGUGAGGCGGCCUUUAGGAAACUGAAGUACGCCCUGACACACUAUGAGGUUCUUAAACUUCCUGAUCCUGAUAAGCCGUUUGUCGUGACCACAGACGCCAUCCAAUAUGGCAUAGGCGCGGUCCUUGCGCAAAAGGAGGGGCCCAAGUUGAGACCUAUCGAGUACAUGAGCAAAAAGAUGCCAUCUCAGAAACUAGCUAAGUCCACUUAUGAGCGUGAGCUCUAUGCCCUGUACAGAGCGCUGGUUGUGCCUCCCGUAUCGGAGGAGGAUAUCUCCAAGUCUGGCGGAAGUCGAGAGGCGGCAUUGAGAUCUGCCGAGGCAUCGGCCUCAACCUACACACUACAAGUAUUUCGGCGUGCAGAUGAGCUCAGCGUAGAUGCCCGUAUCUGCACCCUGGGAUCAAUUGCUGCGAGCAAUGCACAGCUGAACCCAAAGUUUUCACCAUCAACGUUCUUUUAUGAAGUCGAGGCCAAAUUUGAAGCUGAAGAGUUGAAUGCGAUGGCGAUUUUUCCGAACGAGGUUCAAGGGAAGUAUGUGUUCGCCGUCGAUGAUCCAGUCCUUACAACAGCAGCUGCAGCGGCAGUGACCACAGGGCCUGAGGUUCUGACGGUUGCUUUCACAACAUCAGACCCUGCUGCUCACCGUUUAUAUAUAAACUAUGGAGGGCAGCACUGGAGAGAAGCUGACAAGGAAGGCAUGUUUCCCAUUAUUCCUCUCAGUCAGGACUCUACAGACGUGUUCAUACAGUCUGUGGCAACCGAUCAAGGGCAUAACUGCACGUAUGGUAUGCGCAUCAACCGGAACUUGCAGAGGGCACAGGUGGAGAUUGACAUACUCGUGAAAGAGCGUGAGCGAAAGGCAUUCGGUGACCGUCUAUUUGAGAAUUACAGGCCAAUCGAACUUCCUGGUGGACAGGUGAACAUUUACUACAGGGAUGCGCUUGACCAUUGCCACGGGGCACCAUAUCCUUGGGUUCCUCUGCUUGGUCCUAGAGAUGCUUCUUCUUUCAGUUGGCCGUUAUCGUUGAAUGCAGUCAAUUCCUCAGCCGUUUGGAAGAAUGGCUCACUCUUGUGGGGGAAUGACUCAGCCUUUCGGGUAGACAAUGUACUAUUGGCCAGGAAUGGGUCGGCCCUUUCGGAAAAUACCGCGGUCUUGGGGAAUACGACCGCGUUCGCUUCUGCCAAUGACUCGAGCAAUACCACACUGAAUGAAGCUGUGGAUGAUCUACAGGUGCCGGUGAGCACAAAUACGAACUCUACGGGUGAUUUGAGUAGGGGAAAUGCCAGUCUGGGCAGAGUGGAGCAGCCCACUUCUUCGUCAUUGGAUCAACAAUCGUUUCUGCGGCUUUACCAAUCAAAGAAAGAAAUACCCCAUGCAACUAAACAGCAUGAUAAAAGCAGAUUUAAAUUUCUUUGGUCAGCGUUGGGGACGAGAUGGGACUGGGGCAAGGGAGGAGCAAGAGACCAAGGAGAGAGCAUGGGGCACGAGGAGGAGGAGGAGGAGGAGGCGGCGGCGGCUUCCUUUGGGGAAGAACAGAACAAGUCAGAGACAGGGGGGGGAGGAGAAGCUGAUAACCAGCAUGCAUAUGAUAAGAAGACACUCAUGCAUGAAGGCGAUUGGCGAAGGAGGCAUCUUUUGAGAGCUCGAAAAGGCCUUGAUGAGCUUGUACGGCAAGGCUGUACAACGGCUCUCCAGGUCGGAGAGUUCAAUGAACAUGGCCUGGCAACCACUCUUGCCCCUCAGGAACAGGAAGUUGGACUGUGUCUGCAAAACAUACUCAAUUGCGAAAUGAUCCCAUCCGAGGUGGUGAUAAUUCUGGAUAUGCUGUUUAUGUCACAGCUGAUGAACAAAAAGGUGGCUUGCAUCACGAUCAAUGCUGUGAAUGGUGAUUGCAUUACGGAUGGAAGCGCCGUACUUCACUCAAGCUGUGCGGUCGUUGGAAAUGGGCCCAGUGUUGGAAGAUCAGACACAAAUGGCGAGGCCAUUGACCGGCAUGACGCUGUGUUCAGAGUGAAUUUUGCGCCCAAGAAGUUCUUCGAGAGCUAUGUCGGAAACAAGACGACAUACCGUGUACUCGAUGACUCAACAGCAAAUGAGAUUGCGAGGGGAAGGAGGGCACACCCUGAUCCAGGGGAGACAUGGGUGCUUUCAGAUCAGCACUCUGUACAUGUAGGGACUCGUAGACUCCAUUUAUGGGAAUGGGACGCAAUGUUCGUUAUGAUGCGGGAGACUACCAGGCUUGGUCUUUCUGGGAAAACCAGGACGAGUGCCACAGGAGAACCUGACGGCAGAGAGUUCAUCUGCCCUCGGACAAUCAGUACAGGACUCCAAACAGUUUUGCUAGCUCUCCGGCUAUGUCAAGAGGUCAACCUGUUUGGCUUCUCCUACACUGAACACAUGGCUGAGAAGGGGAUGAGGUACUUCGACGACUCGAAUGUUGACAGGGACCCAAUGUUCACCGCACACAAUUGGCAGUUUGAAGCUCUGUUCUUGAGGAUUCUUCAUCUAGCGAAUAGGGGGAUAAUCUGCACCGGUUAGGGAUAGGUAAACAGUUUCUAAGACCCACCCAGUCUGCAGAAGUCCGCAGAACUCUCUCUCUCUCUCUCUCUCUCUCUCUCUCUCUCUCUCUCUCUCUCUCUCUCUCUCUCUCUCUCUGUGUUCUUUGUGAAUCUGCAUGUAGCAAAGAGGGUUAUAAUUUGUACUGUAACUACCGUUUACAGAUAGGUAAACACGUAAAACUCUCUCUCUCUCUCUCUCUCUCUCUCUCUCUGGGUGUGUGUGUGUGUGUGUGUGUGUGUGUUCUUUGGGAAUCUUCGUGUAGCAAAGAGGGGUAUAAUUUGUACCGUAACUAUCGUUUAGGAGAGAGGUAAACAGUUUGUCAUACGCACACAGUCUGUACAAUAAAUGCUGGAGUUUUGUGUUGGUGCUAUUGGCAUAGAGUGCCAUGCACUUAUGCUAGAAUUUUGGAGUUCCAAAGGGAACGCAUGCACCGCUUCUGGGUGUUGAUGCGACCUGUAGAGGACCACGCCGUUAACAGCGUAUAUAGACCUCGGAAGUCUUGCACAUUCAGUACAACCUUCAGAUCACCUCUGCCUAUGCUAGUCCCUCUCUUCCUUGUGCCCCUCUUUCCUGUUAUAACAGAAACGUUCAACUCGUCUCUCGCUUUGGGUUUUCGAUAAAUAGGCUUGGCAGGC
Molecule: messenger RNA, 3826 nt
Organism: Chara braunii
Lineage: Eukaryota; Viridiplantae; Streptophyta; Charophyceae; Charales; Characeae
Source: the annotation of a GenBank genome assembly